This is a messenger RNA of Labrus bergylta (ballan wrasse), 2164 nucleotides long. It is a transcript of the gene psmd5, whose product is annotated as proteasome 26S subunit, non-ATPase 5. Gene Ontology annotation, biological process: proteasome assembly. The record is from RefSeq and is a predicted model, not a curated record. NCBI's taxonomy places the organism in Eukaryota, Metazoa, Chordata, Actinopteri, Labriformes, Labridae. Gene Ontology annotation, cellular component: cytosol.
UUUUUUCGUCGGUAGUUUUUCCCCCAAAACAUUGAGAGUCAUGGCUGCCACCAUUGAGAGCUUACUGGAGGAAAUCUCCGACGUUGAAGAUCCAAUUGAGGAGCUGCAGAGUUUAAAAACAGCCUUGAUAGCGAUACCUAUCAGCGCUUUGAGGGACUCAGUGAGCGGACAGCGUUUCAAUGUGAUAUUCUCCCUGUUAAACUCAGACAACAGGGAGCAGGUGGAGCUGUGUGUGGACAUCCUUGAACGCAUCUUAUUGGCCCUCAGCCCUUUGACUCUGGCUCAGAACUACAGAGUGGAGCUGCGGGGGGGUCUGACCCAUCCUAAUGAAACUGUCAAGAUACUGGCCUUGUCACAGAUUGGGAGAGUAGUGGAGCACCCUGACGCUGCCACCGAAGUCCUCAACAACCAUGACAUUCUCGGCGCUGUGAUCAACUGCAUUGGGGAGGAGAAGAUGGCUGUGGCGAAGCAGGCCAUCCAGUCGUUGUCCAAACUGAGCCACUCCAAGCCCGGGUUAGACAAACUGUUCCAGAGCGACCUGCUGAAAGUUAUGAAGGACGUGAUGACCAAAAGUGACAUCAUCAGAUACAGAAUAUAUGAGCUGGUGGUGGAAAUCUCGUCUGUUUCUCCCAUUUCCCUCGGUUACUGCGCCAACAGCAGCUUCAUCUCUCAGCUGCUUGGAGAGCUGACAGGAGACGAUGUAUUGGUCAGAGCCACAGCCAUUGAGAUGGUGACCACUCUGGCCAAUAGUCAGCAUGGCCGGCAAUAUUUGGCCCAACAGGGUAUAAUGGACAAGAUCUCCAAUAUGAUCAGAGGAGCAGAUACAGACCCCUUGUCCUCCCUCUACCUUCCUGGUUUGGUGAAGUUCUUUGGAAACUUGGCCAUCAUGGACAGCCCUCAGCAGGUUUGUGAAACGUACCCGGCCUUCCAGAACAAAGUCUUUGAGAUGGCUCUGGAUCCGGAUCCUGCGAUGAUCGGCGUCGCUCUGGACACUCUGGGUUUACUCGGAUCUACUGUGGAGGGGAAGCAGGUCCUUCAGAAAACAGGACAAAAGUUUAAAUCUGUGUUGUUAAGAAUGAGCCAGCUUGCCAGCUCUGGAGCCACGGAGCUCAGAGUGCGCAGCUUGGACGCCAUAUCGCAACUCCUCACCCUUCAGCCAGAGCAGCAGAAUGAAGACCUUUUGGCCCUGACGGAGUCCUGGUUCAAGCUUCUGUCCAACCAGCCCAUUGACAUGAUACGCAACAUCAGCACUCAGCCGUUUCCAGAGCUGCAUUGUGGGGCUUUACGGAUAUUUACUGCCAUUGCUACUCAGCCGUGGGGUCAGAGGUCAAUGAUCAGCUCUCCCAGCUUCAUGGAAUUUGUGUUGGAUCGUUCAGCGGGUAAGACGAAGGAGGCCAAAGACGCAAAGUUUGAACUGGUGGGGGCGCUCGUGUGUUCGUCGACAGCAGCGGAGAUUCUGGGCAGCCAGCAUUACAUCCGACUGAAAACGUAUCUGAGAGAAGGGCCGUACUAUAUUUCAGCUGUGGCCUCAGUCAGCACAGAGGGAGCAGAAUGAGGAGAAUACACACACAGACUGACACACACACUUUGGUUUCUGGUUAAUGCUUAAGUAACAGGUAAGUGCCUGAAUCAUCUGGGUUAACAUAUGCAUACGUAAUGUGAUGUGAGCAGAGUUUUUGUUCUUACAAAAAUCUGAAUGCGAUGUUUACAAAGAUGCAUCUCCUAAUGUUGACAACAGCACAUACUUGACUUCACUACUAAAAAACACAAGCUCAUAAAAGGAUGGGACAUCGACUUGAGUGUUUACACACAAAUACGUUUUUCAUCUUUUUAUACUUGCUUUUCCUGAGAACUCUUUGGUUUAUUCCAGCCCUUCAUUUAGGUUUUUUUCCCCCCACACUCUAAAUAUUUAUCAGACCUUUGUGACAGGACAUUAAACUUGUGAGAAUUAUCUUUUUUUGAUGAGUAAAUCGAGCAUUGCAGGCUACCAUAUCCUCCAUAUCCUCUAAGUAAUGGGGAGUUUUGACAAUGAGAAGAUUACAAUUCUACAUUUAAAGAAUUCAACAGCAUAAGAAAUGUGUUCAGUUAAAGUAGCUGACUUUCUUUUUUUGAACAUGUUCUUUAAGGCAGACUUUGUUUGACAGUUUUUAGUCAGCAGAGAAAA